CUUAUUGUUGGUACGACAGGCACUCGUACGCCGAUUUUGUUACAAACUUCAUUCUUUUUUAGAAAGAAAUAAUUGAAGGUGCACCAUGGCUGAUCACCAGACUGAACGUGCUUUUCAAAAGCAACCAACAGUUUUCCUCAAUCGCAAAAGAGGUACUGGCUCAAAAUCAUUGAAAACUCCAAGAUACACUCGUAAUGUUGGUCUUGGUUUCAAGACACCACGUGAGGCUUUAGAAGGUGGUUAUAUUGACAAAAAAUGUCCAUUCACUGGUAAUGUUUCAAUUCGUGGACGUAUUUUAACUGGUGUUGUUCAAAAAAUGAAAAUGCAACGUACCAUUGUCAUACGUAGAGAUUAUCUUCAUUAUAUCAGAAAAUAUAAUCGUUUUGAAAAGAGACAUCGUAAUAUGAGUGUUCAUCUUUCUCCAUGCUUCAGAGAUGUUGAAAUUGGUGAUGUUGUUACUAUUGGUGAAUGCAGACCACUCAGCAAAACAGUACGUUUUAAUGUACUCAAGGUUACCAAGGGAACUGGUGCCAAAAAAAGCUUCAAAAAAUUCUAAAUUACAAUAAAAAUCAUGUAAUUUUAUAAAUAAAACGAAAAAAAAACAACAA
Messenger RNA from Aphidius gifuensis, 608 nucleotides. RefSeq names its product 40S ribosomal protein S11-like. The record is from RefSeq and is a predicted model, not a curated record. The coding region runs from base 86 to 556 and encodes 156 amino acids. Gene Ontology annotation, biological process: translation. The transcript has 3 exons. Gene Ontology annotation, cellular component: cytosolic small ribosomal subunit; ribosome. Gene Ontology annotation, molecular function: structural constituent of ribosome. Lineage: Eukaryota; Metazoa; Arthropoda; Insecta; Hymenoptera; Braconidae.